Molecule: messenger RNA, 2230 nt
Organism: Oreochromis niloticus (Nile tilapia)
Lineage: Eukaryota; Metazoa; Chordata; Actinopteri; Cichliformes; Cichlidae
Product: tumor necrosis factor receptor superfamily member 5
Exons: 6
Coding region: 427-1137 (236 amino acids)
Biological process (GO): positive regulation of peptidyl-tyrosine phosphorylation; defense response to Gram-negative bacterium; defense response to Gram-positive bacterium
Cellular component (GO): external side of plasma membrane
Molecular function (GO): protein binding
Source: RefSeq, a predicted model, not a curated record
CCACGCUGCGUGUAUUCAUUAAAAAUCAACUGUUUGAUCGACCUCUUCUGGACCAUCAUUGUUUUACUCUCGUCCUCAAUUUCGGACCCGCAACAGAGUAAAACAUGUGUACAAAUUAAACAUUAAAUCCUACGAUUUCCUUCAUCUUCCUUCAAACUCUCUCUGUUUUAUUGUCUCUGUGUAAACGAAGAUGAUCCUUAUAAAAGAUAAGUAAAAUAUCUUCAGUUUCUUAUUGUCGACAACAGUCACGAGAAUCGUCAGUGUGGGAUGGACUCUGGCUCUUUCUUCCCCAAGUUUUCUUCCUGUUACGCCCACAUCGCAACCGAAAGUGUAACUAAUUGUAUCUGUUAGAUUUGUAUAGUAAUUUAGUGAAAUAAAGCCUACAAAUGUAUUACAGAGCACCGUGUUAAGAUGUAGUAUCAUAUCAUGGUGUCUGCGUUGCUUAUCUUCGGAUAUGCCGUCGUCUUCAUAGUGCCCGUGUUAUCCUGUCGCCCAAAGGAGUAUAAAACAAAUGAUGGACAGUGCUGCCCGACGUGCAACGAAGGUAGAGUUGUUCAGAGAGACUGCACAGCAUUUUCAGGAACUCAGUGCCGUUCAUGUGACCUGGGGACUUUCAUGAACCAACCCAAUGGUCUGUAUAACUGUUUCCCCUGCACUACCUGUGAUACAGGUCAUGGUCUCUCUGUCAAGCAGAAGUGUACAGCAACAACUGACACAGUCUGUGAUGUUUUAAAUGGAUAUCACUGCAAAGGCUUGACAGACAGUAACGGAUGUAGUUUGGCAGAGAAACAUUCACAGUGUGCAGCUGGUCAGAGGAUAAAAGAACCUGGAACCAGCAGAAAUGACACAGUGUGUGAAGACUGUGAGCCAGGAUUCUUUUCCAAGGACGGUGUGAACUGCACAGGUUGGACGAUUUGCUCUGAAAGCCAGAUUAAAGUUGAAGAAGGAACCUCAACCAGUGACGUCGUCUGUGGAAGCGCACCAAGACAUCAUUAUGGUUUAAUUUCAUCUGUUAUGCUUUUCCUAAUAAUAGUAAUUUGCCUUGUGAUAGCAGGAUUUGUGAAAGCACGUAAGUACCAUCUAACCAGUGUCAAAUCUGCUCACUCUGCACAGCACCUACAGUCACUAACAUGUUAAUAACUCUGUUUUUUCAGGAAACCAGAUAAAAGCAGAAAAUAAUUGCUCAGGGACCACCGACGAUGUCUGAGACUCUGGUUUCAUGGCCUGAUGGCAGAAUGCGAACCUCCUGUUCGCAAUCUCUCCAACAUUUUAAAGGCAGGAGUGAUGUCCUGACAUUGAUGAUGGCUUCACCUGCUUCGGGACUCACUGUUCAACGUGGCACUUACACACAUGUGCACAGCUGUUUAAUCAAAGUGAUGCUGCAGUCAUCUGUUGAGUGUGCUGACCAGCCAUCACCAGUCCGGUUUUCUCUGCUUGAUGCUCGCUCCAUUACAGACAAACCACUUAUUCUAAAUGAUCUCUUCAUCAAGGAGUCUCCAGACUUCAUGCUCCUCACUGAGACAUUGCAGCAGGAUAUGGAUCAUGUUUAUUUUGAGGAAAUCCGGACAGCUGGCAUUUCCGUCAUUGUAACUGGGUGUCUUUCGGGAUGUGGCAGAGGACUUUCUGCUGUGUACCAGCACAGACUCACAUGCAGGCUGAUGAAGUCAGACUCUAUUUCUUCAUUUAAGUUACAGAUGAUUAGGGUCGGUUCUUUGAAAACCUUUUAUUGUAUUUUGAUCUACCAACCUCCUGGUGUUGCCAGAGUGUUUUCAGCUGAAUUCAGCAACCUUUCAUCGUCAGUCAUUACAUUGGGGAAGGUUGUAAUUCUGAGAUAUUUUAACCUUCAUAUCGAUGGAUCCUGUAACUCAGCUGCUGAGUCUUUGAACUUUAAGCACCAUGUUUCUGGCCCCACACAUAUAAAAGGCCACACGCUGGAUCUUGCUUUCUCCCGGGGUUUAAAAACAAAUGAUGCAUGUGUGAAAAAUGUACAUGUGAGAGACCACAGCUGUAUAUUUUUUAGUCUGUCAUUUGUUCUGGAUCCUUCACUUCAUAAAUUGAUGAUUCACAGGUGGAUUAUAAACCAGGAUCCUGCUGAGAGGGUCCCUGCCUUUUUUGAUGCCAACAUGACUCAUAGUGAUUUUCACACAUUUAUUUUGUCCUUUAACAAUGAAUGUAAGUCUACUUUUAACACACUGGCACCCCUAAAACAAAGAAUUGUCAAAUAUUCAAG